UACGAGCUGCAAGCGAGAUGCUGUUCCAGCAUUUUUAUAUGAAUUUUUUUAUUUUUAUUUUAUUCCUAUUUUUUAUAUUCACUGAAAGUUCUGUCCCUGCAUUAGUAUGCCUCAGAUGUGACAAGGAGUUUUAUAAAAUCAAGGACGAAUUUGUAAACUUGUUUGACAAGGGACACAAGCUAGAUGCUAUUGAAUAUUCCAAAGCCGGUUUUAUUAAAAGAUUCUUGGAAAAAGUAUUUACCAUGACCUUUGAGGGCGUUGUUUCCAAAAUGGAAGGAAGGACACUGGAUACCCUCGGGAUAGCUGAACUGGCCAAAGAGUUCCGAAAAACAAUGAAAUCUAUAGCAAAUACUAAAGAGACAGGAACCAAACGUAUGAAAGUCAUACAAUCAAACAUACAAGAGCUCCAACGGAAAGCGGAGGCUAUUGUUCAAAUGUUUGAGCAAGAACGUGCAUGCCCCAACCUGAAAGGUGGAUUCAAAUGUGGCAUUCUUGAGCAGAAAGUCAUUCAGUGCGGCACGUGCAGGGAGCAGACUCUGCCGUGUGUCGGGGGCUCCAAUGAGAACAAAUGUAACGAUAUUAUGACCAACUGCCUGAUGUGCAUAUGUCACGGAAAAGUAUGUCACCACAGAACAACUGGGAAGCCGUGUCAACCUUGCACUGACUACCACAAGUGCCUCAAUGAGAUGCUACAUUGUAAAGAUCAGGAUCUGCAAGUUGCUGAAGGAGAAGAUCUAAAGUUCGACUGCAACGUGAAGUUUCUAAACAACAUUGGUGGAAAUCUUGAAUUUGUAUUAGAAAAGAAAGAUGAAUCGGGAAUCUCACCCUUGAAGAGUGUCAACAAACACGACAUUCUUAUACACAAAGUUGACAAGGAGUUUUCAGGUCGUUACACCUGUACGGCAAAGAGCAAGGAUUCAAUGUUCCCGAUAAGCAGAGUGGAUUUUACUGUGAAAGUUGUGAGCGCACCGAAACCCCAAUCUCUGGGCUCAUCACUUUCACCUCCUGCUGAAGAAAUGAAAGAUGCAUUUAAAGAUAACCAGUUGGCCCAAAUCACAGUGAUAUGUGCUACGGUUAUCUCCCUGGCGAUUACUGCAUCAAUAAUGACUUGCAUAUGUUUGUUAAUAAGAGAAAGAAAGAGAGAAGAAAAGGCUUCUGCCCAGAAGGAACUGGAAGAAGUGAAGAUCUCCACGGAUAUUAAGAAGAGCAAGCCGGGCACGAGAGAAAAGGCAACACAAACAGGUGUCUGAGGGCAACAGAUAUUCCGUUCCCCUAUGGCUGUACCCCAAGGACAUUCUGUUACAUGUGUGUGUGCCGGUACAUGUUAACUGCCAUAGCCGCGGCCCUGAAUACUUAUACAGCGCUCCCUCUUUAUACCCCUUAUUAUCAGCUCCUGUUAUAGAGGCUGAUGUUAUUUAAAGGGCAUUUGCCAAAAUAAUGAAUACGUUGGUGCGGAAGGGCGAUAGCGGGAUGGUCGGUGGGUUGGGGUAUAAAGAGGGAGCAGACGCUGCUGUUGUGUAUUCAGAAAGAUAUUAUGUACGUACAAUACUCAGCGCUCUUGGUGGUACAUCACUUAUGUUGUAGACAUCACAGAAGACUGUUAAAAAACUUUCUUUUGGUCUAUUAAAAUAUUGUACAAUAAA
This is a messenger RNA of Xenopus tropicalis (tropical clawed frog), 1643 nucleotides long. RefSeq lists its product as uncharacterized. The coding region runs from base 18 to 1250 and encodes 410 amino acids. The transcript is spliced from 12 exons. Lineage: Eukaryota; Metazoa; Chordata; Amphibia; Anura; Pipidae. Gene Ontology annotation, cellular component: membrane. The record is from RefSeq and is a predicted model, not a curated record.